AUGGGGGUCAAGGUGCUCCGCUCAAACUGCCACCAGGUCAGCGCCUACGUGGCUCAGAACAAGGCCCGGUGGUUUCUAAUGCAGCAGUCGAGGCGGAGGUGGAGAGCUCACAGCCGCCUGCUGUUGGGUCGGGGAGUGGAAUGCAGGUUCAGGGAUCCUGACAGCAAUCAACCUCUGAACAGCCUUGACAUCACCCCCCUGCGCAAACCUCGCACUCCCCUGGAAACCUUCAAAAAGGUUGGCAUCCCCAUCAUCGCAGCACUGCUGAGCCUGGCGACCAUCAUCAUCAUGGCUGUCCUCAUCAAGGUGAUUCUGGACAAAUACUACUUCCUCUGCGGGCAGCCUCUCCACGUCAUCCUGAGGAGGCAGGUGUGUGACGGCCAGCAGGACUGUGCCUCCGGGGAGGACGAGCAGCUCUGUGUCAAGACCUUCCCCGAUGGGUCCCCAGUGGCAGUCCGCCUCUCCAGGGACCGAUCCACCCUGCAGGUGCUGGAUCCGGCCACACAGAGCUGGGCCUCUGCCUGCUUCGACAACUUCACAGAAGCUCUGGCCAAGAUAGCCUGUGGGCAGAUGGGCUAUGACAGCAAACCCACCUUCAGAGCUGUGGAGAUCGGCCCAGACCAAGAUCUGGAUGUUGUUGGAAUCACAGAGAACGGCCAGGGGCUUCAGGUGCAAAACCUAAGUGGACCCUGUCUCUCGGGCUCCCUGGUCUCCCUGCACUGCCUUGCCUGUGGGGAGAGCCUGAAAGCCCCUCGGGUGGUGGGCGGGGAGACGGCCUCUGUGGAUUCUUGGCCUUGGCAGGUCAGCAUCCAGUACAACAAACAACACAUCUGUGGAGGGAGCAUUCUGGACGCCCACUGGAUCCUCACGGCAGCCCACUGUUUCAGGAAGUAUCAUGAUGUCUCCACCUGGAAGGUGAGGGCUGGCUCAGACAAACUGGGCAACUUCCCAUCCCUGCCUGUGGCCAGCAUCUUCAUCACUGAGCUCAACACCACGUACCCCAAAGAGAAGGACAUUGCCCUCGUGAAGCUGCAGUUCCCACUCACAUUCUCCGGCACGGUCAGGCCCAUCUGCCUGCCCUUUUUUGAUGAGGAGCUCACUCCAGCCACUCCGCUCUGGAUUAUUGGAUGGGGCUUUACAGAGCAGGAUGGAGGAAAGAUGUCCGACACACUGCUGCAGGCGUCAGUCCAGCUCAUUGACCACACUCGGUGCAAUGCGGAGGACGCCUACCAGGGGGAAGUUACUGAGCAGAUGCUGUGCGCAGGCAUCCUGGAGGGCGGCGUGGACACCUGCCAGGGUGACAGCGGUGGACCCCUGAUGUAUCACUCUGACCAGUGGCAAGUGGUGGGUAUCGUGAGCUGGGGCCAUGGCUGUGGGGGCCCCAGUACCCCAGGAGUAUACACCAAGGUCACAGCCUAUCUCAACUGGAUCUAUAGUGUCCGGAAGUUGGAGCCAUGA
Molecule: messenger RNA, 1458 nt
Organism: Mirounga angustirostris (Northern elephant seal)
Lineage: Eukaryota; Metazoa; Chordata; Mammalia; Carnivora; Phocidae
Gene: TMPRSS4
Product: transmembrane serine protease 4
Exons: 14
Coding region: 1-1458 (485 amino acids)
Biological process (GO): proteolysis; acrosome reaction
Cellular component (GO): membrane
Molecular function (GO): serine-type endopeptidase activity; protein binding
Source: RefSeq, a predicted model, not a curated record